Messenger RNA from Rosa rugosa (rugosa rose), 1105 nucleotides. RefSeq names its product protein ABA DEFICIENT 4, chloroplastic. The transcript is spliced from 7 exons. The coding region runs from base 187 to 939 and encodes 250 amino acids. The record is from RefSeq and is a predicted model, not a curated record. Lineage: Eukaryota; Viridiplantae; Streptophyta; Magnoliopsida; Rosales; Rosaceae.
AUUACAGAAGUAACCAAUGGGGAGACGAAAGUUGUUCUUGUUUAAACUUUGGUACCAGUCACCACCGACUAGAUUUUUUUAGUGGGUGAUGUGAUGAUAUGACAAAACAGAAGGCACACCAACAUGCUGGAUUUAUAAGCGAAUGAAGAAGCAACCACUACUCUUGUCUUGCUGGGUUUUCUGGUCAUGGCCUUCUCUACUUCUUGCCUCUUCGUCUCUCCAAUCUCAGCUCUCAAGAUUGACUAUGCUAAGAAGACUAUAAGGUGUUGGAAGAAUGAUGGAAGGGAACAAAGGUUCAGUUUUUCACUUCGAGGUAAUAAUACUGCACUUUUAGGUCAACAGAUUGUGACGGCAGGAGCUCAUCUACACAAGGACUGGAGCUUUGUUGGUGGUUCAAGAGUUACUGUAACACCAAAACUUGAGAUAGCCAGUCUGCCUCCAAAAAACCCCGGAGUAUAUGCAUCAUGGUUGGCAAGUUCUCAAAUAGCUAGCACUGCUUUUACUUUGGGAACAGCAGCAGUACUCCCAUUUUAUGGCCUCAUGGUUCUUGCACCUAAAGCUGAACUAACAAAAGCAUCUAUUGAAAGCAGUAUACCGUAUAUAGUGCUUGGACUUCUCUAUGCUUAUCUACUAUACCUCUCUUGGACUCCAGAAACAAUUCGAUUGAUAUUUGCAAGUCAAUACUGGCUGCCUGAGCUGCCUGGGAUUGCAAAGAUGUUCUCGAAUGAGAUGACAUUAGCUUCUGCGUGGAUUCACUUGUUGGUUGUUGAUCUCUUUGCAGCAAGGCAGGUUUAUCACGAUGGACUGGAAAACCAAAUCGAGACGCGACAUUCAAUUUCCCUUUGUCUGUUUGUCUGCCCCAUUGGAAUUCUUACUCAUGUCAUUACCAAAGCACUGACUAAAAGUGCUGGAAAGUCCAGCACACACAAAAUCCAUUGAUGACAAUUACACUCAGCUGAAACAAUUUAAGGAUUUCUUGCAAGUUGAAAAGAAAACCUUGAUUUGAAUGAAGAUGCUUAUUUUUUUAAAGCUAAUUACAAAAUAUAGGUUCUUGUAAGCACUGAACUCCCAUUUUCUCAAUUGAAAUUUGACUGUUCUGGAGGUA